AACUCGACCACAACAGACCAGCAAGGCGAAUUUUUACAGGUCGACACUUCUUCAAGAAUUAAGGCUCAUGUACAUGUUGGUUGCCUUGGUAUACUAAAUGAUCAAGAAUGCCAGGUAUUGUACCUCAAGAAUAUCAGUUGCCAGGUAUUUUUGUAUAAAUAGAAUUUUUCCCUAUCUUCCAUUUAAAGGGAAAACGAAAAAUAUAUCAAGGGAACAAAAACAACGGGCAUCAACUAACCCACGAUACCAAGGGAGGCAGCGGACAACUUACCCCCUACGCCAGGACUAGGUAUAGGGGCAUACUACCAACGUUGUGAAAACUUACUCGACGUCCUGAAAUAAGCGCGUACCUAACGGAAGUAGCCGACUAACUAUCUGAGAAGAUUACUCAGCGUCUGUUACUUGCUUACUCCAUUUCACCAAAUGCAUCUAAUGUAUACCAGGAGAAUUUUUCGAAAAUUUGGAUCCGUUGUGGAACUGUUCCUAUGUUUUUCGAGCGCUUGGGUGGACGAUAUAAAAGCGCUCUCGGAGAGGAAUGCAAGGAUCGCAAGGAGGAC
This is a messenger RNA of Amoebophrya sp. A25, 557 nucleotides long. NCBI's taxonomy places the organism in Eukaryota, Dinophyceae, Syndiniales, Amoebophryaceae. The record is from the annotation of a GenBank genome assembly.